Messenger RNA from Diversispora eburnea, 387 nucleotides. The record is from the annotation of a GenBank genome assembly. NCBI's taxonomy places the organism in Eukaryota, Fungi, Glomeromycota, Glomeromycetes, Diversisporales, Diversisporaceae.
AUGCAAACGACUGACAUUGAAAAAAUAGUUCUCAAUAGUGGGGUCAGUCAGGCGGUUAAUGACAAAAAAAUGCUAGAAAAUACUGAAAAGGCUCUUAUUCGGGUCGCUCAUGGGCAAAAACCAAUUAUAACUCAUGCUCGCAAAUCUAUUAUUGGUUUUAAAUUGCGGGAAGGAAUGCCAAUUGGUUGCUUUUCGGUAAAGAAAUUUGACCGAGCCGGAAAUUAUAACUUGGGAAUAAAUGAUUUAAAUAUUUUUUCGACAGUUCCUUACGAUUUAACUUUUAAAAAUCAAGGAAUUCAAAUUACCAUUGUUUUUAAAUCUACUUCGACUGAGGAAAAUAGUCAUUUUUUGAGUUUGCUGGGAUUUCCUUUUAAGGAAAAGAAAUAG